Aphis gossypii (cotton aphid) is the source of this 1690-nucleotide messenger RNA. Its product is annotated as zinc finger protein 271-like. Gene Ontology annotation, biological process: regulation of transcription by RNA polymerase II. The transcript has 2 exons. Bases 195 to 1547 code for a protein of 450 amino acids. Lineage: Eukaryota; Metazoa; Arthropoda; Insecta; Hemiptera; Aphididae. Gene Ontology annotation, molecular function: RNA polymerase II cis-regulatory region sequence-specific DNA binding; DNA-binding transcription factor activity. The record is from RefSeq and is a predicted model, not a curated record.
ACUAGAAUUAUUUCACGUAGUAGUAAUCGAAAAAAACAUAUAUUGGUUAUAACAUAAAAUAUUUAAAUUAUAAGUCGUCAAAUAUGAUUGGUGUAUUUAUUGUAUAGCAAGACCUGAAAAUAUAUACAAGUGUUAGUACCUAAUAUAUGCGGUAGCAUUGAUAAUCAUAUGUGAAACUGAAAAAAAUAGAUAUUAUGGAACAUCAAAAGACAAACACAGAAGAAAACUCAUACCAGUGUGAUGUGUGUGAUGAAUCAUUUGCUCGAAAUGUUGAUCUAACAGCACACUGUCAAACUCACACGGAAGAAAGACCAUACUUGUGUAACGUUUGUAGCAAAUCGUUUGCUCAUAGCAAUAAUUUGAUACGUUAUCAGCGAACGCACACUGGAGUGAAGCCAUACCAGUGUGAAGUGUGUGAUAAAUCGUUUGCUCAAAAUUCUUAUCUAACAAAACACCGUCAAACUCACACAGAAGAAAAGCCAUACCAGUGUGAUGUGUGCGAUAAAUUGUUUACUUAUAGAAAUAGUCUGAUACGUCAUCAGCAAACGCAUACUGGAGAGAAGCCAUAUCAGUGUGAUGUGUGUGAUAGAUCGUUUGUUCAAAAAUCUGAUCUAACAAAACACCGUCGAAUUCACACAGGAGAAAGACCAUACUCGUGUAACGUUUGUGGCAAAUCGUUUAAUCAAAAUGCUGAUCUAAUGAGACACCUCCGAACUCACAUAGGAGAAAAGCCACACAAGUGUGAUGUGUGCGAUAAAUCGUUCAUUCGGAAUGCUACUCUAACUCAACACCGUCGAACUCACACAGGAGAGAAGCCAUACCAGUGUGAUGUGUGCGAUAAAUCGUUUACUUAUAGAAAUAGUCUGAUACGUCAUCAGCAAACGUAUACUGGAGAGAAGCCAUAUCAGUGUGAUGUGUGUGAUAGAUCGUUUGCUCAAAAUUCUUAUCUAACAAAACACCGCCAAACUCACACAGAAGAAAAGCCAUACCAGUGUGAUGUGUGCGAUAAAUUGUUUACUUAUAGAAAUAGUCUGAUACGUCAUCAGCAAACGCAUACUGGAGAGAAGCCAUACCAGUGUGAAGUGUGUGAUAAAUCGUUUGCUCAAAAUGCUGAUCUAACGAGACACUAUCGAAUUCACACAGGAGAGAAGCCAUACCAGUGUGAAGUGUGUGAUAAAUCGUUUGCUCAAAAUGCUACUCUAACUCAACACCGACGAACUCACACAGGAGAAAAGCCAUACCAGUGUGAUGUGUGUGGUAAAUCAUUUGGUCGAAAUGAUAAUCUAACAAAACACCGCCGAACGCACACUGGAGAAAAGCCAUACCAGUGUGAUGUGUGUGGUAAAUCAUUUGGUCGAAAUGAUAAUCUAACAAAACACCGCCGAACGCACACUGGAGAAAAGCCAUACCAGUGUGAUGUAUGUGAAAAAUCGUUCACUCAGAAUAUUCAUCUAACAGCACAUCGUCAAACUCACAGGUAUGACUAUCGACUGCGAUGUGUUACGAUUACAGAAAAAUGUACUAUAACAAAUGAAUUUAUUUGUUAAUUUUAUAUUUUUGUUGGUGCAUCAGUUUAUAUCAGAGAUAACUUUUCAAACAAGUGUUCCACUGUAGUACCGAUACAACUUUGUAUAUAUGAAGAAACUAAAACACCAUUGGAAAUUAUAGUACGGUUAUUAUAAAAAAUGAA